CUGUAAAGAGUGUUAGUCACAUGGUGAAGGGUUAGGACGGCCCGACCGGGCGUCUUAUAAUGGGGUGUGGAGGAGGACGGGUUUUAUGAAAGGGGCAACCCAGACAGGAGCGACUGCUGUCACCGCCGGCCACGUAAUGUCCCUUUAAUUGGCAAGUGUGAAGUUUCACAGGACGGAGCGACGCCUGCCGGAGAAGAGGGUCACAUGGAAGAAGACUCCAUAGAAACCGCCUGAAGAGCGGCGCAGGAGUCCUCGCCCCCGCAGCCUCUGCUUCCCAUCUCUUCCUGAUCGGUCGCCUCGUCUUCAUGGCUUUUCAGCGUCAUGCCCAGCACUUCGGAGGUUACGUGAUGCAGAGGCCGCACAUCGGAUACAUCUCCGGCGUUCCACUGGACCAGAACACCUGCCACACGUGGGACGACAUCUGGAAAUUUCAGGCGCAUCCGGAGGACGUCCUGAUGGUCGCUUAUCCAAAAGCAGGCAUCACGUGGAUGCAAGAAAUUGUGGAUAUGAUCUGCCAGGAGGGCAACGCUGAGAGGUGCCGCCGGGCGCCGACCUACGACAGACAUCCGUUUCUGGAAGCUGUAGCUCCAAAACCCGUGCCUUCAGGACUGCAGUUGGCAGAAAACAUGGAGCCGCCGCGCAUCUUAAAAACCCACCUACCCAUCCAGCUGCUGCCCCCAUCUUUCUGGGAACAGGACUGCAAGGUGAUAUACGUGGCCAGGAACGCCAAGGACAGCAUGGUGUCCUAUUAUCACUUCCAGAGGAUGAACAGAGGCCUCCCGGACCCCGGCGACUGGGGUUCUUACUUCUCCACCUUCCUGGCUGGAGAUGUCACCUGGGGGAGCUGGUUUGACCACGUCUUAGGCUGGUGGGAGGCGAAGGAUCAGCACCAAGUCCUUUACAUCUUCUAUGAGGACAUGAUGGAGAACACGAGGCGAGAGAUCGAGAAGGUGAGGAGGUUCCUGGGGAAGGGGCUCUCGGAGGAAGUCCUGGAGGAUGUCUACCACCACACCACCUUCCAGGCUAUGCGAGAGAACCCCAUGGCCAACUACAGCUCCAUCCCCUCCUUCGUCAUGGACCAUUCCGUGUCCCCCUUUAUGAGGAAAGGUGUGGUGGGAGACUGGAGGAACCAUUUCACGGUGGCACAAGAUGAAAUUUUUGAGAAGGAAUAUUGGAGAAGAAUGGAGGGGACCGACCUGACCUUCCGCACGCAGCUCUGAGGAUUAGUGCCCCCUGCUGACGGACAUUCACAUACCCCGCUGCCCACAGACACCGUCGGGACACUAUAAAGUCUAUUAACCCUUUGGGUCUGGGGGGGUUAUACAGCAGCAGUGUGCAGCCGGGGCUCUCCGGCUGUUGUGGAACUACAUGCAUUACACGGAAGCUGCAGACUGUUAUGGCAUGCUGGGACUUCUAGUUCCACGACAGCUGGAGAGAUGCAGAUCAGAGUUGUACCUGAAUAUACUGUACGUACCGCCCUGACUGAUCCGUCUGUAAGAUGAUGUAUCAAUAAAUGUAUCCAAUC
Messenger RNA from Bufo bufo (common toad), 1525 nucleotides. RefSeq names its product sulfotransferase 1C1-like. NCBI's taxonomy places the organism in Eukaryota, Metazoa, Chordata, Amphibia, Anura, Bufonidae. Gene Ontology annotation, molecular function: sulfotransferase activity. The transcript is spliced from 7 exons. The record is from RefSeq and is a predicted model, not a curated record. Gene Ontology annotation, biological process: sulfation. Gene Ontology annotation, cellular component: cytoplasm. The coding region runs from base 306 to 1220 and encodes 304 amino acids.